This is a messenger RNA of Ilyonectria robusta, 1346 nucleotides long. RefSeq names its product polyubiquitin. Gene Ontology annotation, cellular component: cytoplasm; nucleus. Gene Ontology annotation, biological process: modification-dependent protein catabolic process; protein ubiquitination. Bases 244 to 1161 code for a protein of 305 amino acids. Lineage: Eukaryota; Fungi; Ascomycota; Sordariomycetes; Hypocreales; Nectriaceae. The transcript is spliced from 3 exons. Gene Ontology annotation, molecular function: protein tag activity; ubiquitin protein ligase binding. The record is from RefSeq and is a predicted model, not a curated record.
CUGCGCCCCCGCCUCCCACCUGCCUCCCACCUGCCCGGACCAGGCCAAACAAGUGCCUGCCUUGCAUUGCCUCUCCCUCCUACCUACUUAAACCUCGCCUUCCCUUCACCGAUUCAUCUCCCUCUUCUUCUUACAACAUUCAUCUCCCAACCACAAACCUCCUCGCUUUCGAGUACCAGCGCAUCCAACCAUCUCUCUACCGAUCUACUCUUACAUACCCACCACACGAGCGAAACCGCCAUCAUGCAGAUCUUCGUCAAGACCCUGACGGGAAAGACCAUCACCCUUGAGGUCGAGUCCUCGGAUACUAUCGACAACGUGAAGUCGAAGAUCCAGGAUAAGGAGGGCAUCCCCCCGGACCAGCAGCGUCUGAUCUUCGCUGGAAAGCAGCUCGAGGACGGCCGCACCCUCUCCGACUACAACAUCCAGAAGGAGUCCACUCUCCACCUUGUCCUCCGCCUCCGUGGUGGUAUGCAGAUCUUCGUCAAGACCCUCACCGGCAAGACCAUCACCCUCGAGGUGGAGUCUUCUGACACUAUCGACAAUGUCAAGUCGAAGAUCCAGGAUAAGGAGGGUAUUCCCCCGGACCAGCAGCGCUUGAUCUUUGCUGGCAAGCAGCUUGAGGAUGGCCGCACCCUCUCCGACUACAACAUUCAGAAGGAGUCUACCCUCCACCUCGUCCUCCGCCUUCGUGGUGGUAUGCAGAUCUUUGUCAAGACCCUCACCGGUAAGACUAUCACCCUCGAGGUGGAGUCAUCUGAUACCAUCGACAACGUCAAGUCGAAGAUUCAGGACAAGGAGGGCAUUCCCCCGGAUCAGCAGCGACUCAUCUUCGCCGGAAAGCAGCUUGAGGAUGGUCGAACCCUGUCUGACUACAACAUCCAGAAAGAGUCUACUCUACACCUGGUUCUCCGACUUCGUGGUGGUAUGCAGAUCUUCGUGAAGACCCUGACCGGAAAGACGAUCACUCUUGAGGUCGAGUCCAGCGAUACCAUCGACAAUGUGAAGUCGAAGAUUCAGGACAAGGAGGGCAUUCCCCCCGACCAGCAGCGACUUAUCUUUGCUGGUAAGCAGCUGGAGGAUGGUCGCACCCUGAGCGAUUACAACAUCCAGAAGGAGUCUACCCUUCACCUGGUCCUCCGUCUUCGUGGCGGUCAGUAAGCGAUCCAACAAGGAUGGCUAUGGUUCAUGACGACGCUGGUACGACUGGCAAAUGGCGUUCUGGUUCAGCACAUGGAAUUUGGGUUGGGCAGCUUAUGUCCCAGCAUGAUUGAUAUAUCCGACUAUUAAAUAGUUUCGCACGCAACACGUUUGCUGCUCCCCAAUACAGGCUCUAUUGAAGUCAA